Penicillium concentricum is the source of this 207-nucleotide messenger RNA. RefSeq names its product Chitinase II. The transcript has a single exon. The record is from RefSeq and is a predicted model, not a curated record. Lineage: Eukaryota; Fungi; Ascomycota; Eurotiomycetes; Eurotiales; Aspergillaceae. Bases 1 to 207 code for a protein of 68 amino acids.
AUGGAGAAGGGAAAGAUGGUUCAAUUCGAAAGGAACUUCGUCCAAAAAGGAAUACAAGACAUGGCCGCUCGGUGGGUUGAUGAUCCGACCAAAACAGACAAGUACCAAGAGUCGGCCCAGAAGGUUACGCAAGUCCUUGCAGCAUUGAGAGACAAAAUCAGUGAGAUCUAUAUGCUUGAUUUGAUAUCAGAUUAUAGCCCAUUCUAG